UCUGAACAUGAUGGGAACUACAACUCUCCCGUCUCUAACGACAACGACAUCGCCCUGAUAAAGCUCUCCUCAGCCGUAACGUUCAACAACUACAUCUCGCCGGUCUGCCUGGCAACAGCGGGCAGCACCUUCUACAGCGGCGUCGACUCCUGGAUCACCGGCUGGGGCAACAUUGGAUCUGAUGUUCCUCUUCCAUCUCCUCAAAACCUCAUGGAGGUGAAGAUACCGGUUGUGGGCAACAGACAGUGUAAAUGUAGCGGCUAUGGAACGGCCGCCAUCACUGACAACAUGAUCUGUGCGGGAUUACUGCAGGGAGGAAAGGAUUCCUGUCAGGGAGACUCAGGAGGUCCGAUGGUGAGCAAACAAAAUGGCCGCUGGAUUCAGUCAGGAAUUGUGAGUUUUGGCACUGGCUGUGCUCAGCCAAAUUACCCAGGAGUCUAUGCCAGAGUCUCCCAGUAUGAGAGCUGGAUCAAAGCCCAGAUCACCACCAACCAGCCGGGCUUCAUCACCUACACAUCAACCGGAACCAACAGCGACCUCAGCGUCUCCUGCACUGGCGUGCCACCAAUCACAACCCCCACACCAACGAUAUACUGCGGCCAGGCCCCACUGAACUCUCGCAUUCUGGGCGGUAGUUCUGUGGCGACUGCUGGUGAGUGGCCGUCCAUGGCGAGUCUGCAGAAGAACGGACAGCAUGUGUGUGGAGGAACUCUGGUGUCCAUGGACUACGUUCUGAGCAACGCUGCCUGCUUCUCAGCAGCUCCUAUUGUGUCUGAGUGGACGGUGGUUUUGGGUCGUCUGAAGCAGAAUGGGUCCAACCCGUUUGAGUCAUCGUUCAAUGUGUCAAAUAUCACCAUGAGCAACCUGACAGGGUCCAACAUCGCAUUGGUUCAGCUUUCCACGCGCCCCACCCUGAGCAACUACAUCCAGCCCAUCUGCCUGGGCGGCGGCAGAACCUUCCCGGUCGGAUCCAGCUGUUGGGUUGCUGGCUGGAGUUCUGGGCGAGGAGGAGUCGAGGAGCUUCUGCAGGAGCUUCAGACGUCGGUGCUAACCUGUGAAAAUGUUUCCUCCACGGAGAACAUCUGCACCACAGAGUUCACUCUGGAGAAGGGUGACCUUGGCGGUCCGCUCAUGUGCCGGCAGGACGGUUCUUGGUUCCAGGCUGCCGUGGUUCUGACCUUGAACUCCUCUACCAGCCAAACUCGAGCCAACACAAAUGUCUUCGUCAAACUCAGUAACUUCAACGACUUCCUGACUCGGAUACUCGGGAACUUCUUGACUCCAGCACCCUCCACCCUCCCUAUUGCCAGCGGACACCCCCAGGCUCACUUCCUCUUCCUCUUCCUCCACCUCCUCAUCCUCCUCUUGUGUCUGCAGCUCUUCUAAUAGAAAGGCCGUUUGGUGGCUCUCCCUCAUGGGAGCCUAAAAUCUGACCGGAUCUUUCCCUUUCUACAUUUAAACGGGUUCUCUGAGCGGUUUCUCUGAGCGGUUUCUCUGAGCGGGUUCUCUGUGCGGGUUCUCUGUGGUUCUUUGGGUUGAAGGUGGAAGCAGGUGCUGGUUGAUGAAUCAAGUCUUUCUGAGGAUUUAUUGGCUGAUCCUUCAGGUUUUCCUUCCAAGAAAACAGAAUUAAAUGUGUCCUGAUCAAAAGUUCUCCAGAUUUGCUGAAGGUUCCUCAAAGUCUUUCUUGGUUUCACCUGGAGGCCGUCUGGAAUCUCUGGUUCUGUUUGUGACCCGGUCCAUCUGGAGCUGAUUGAAGGAGCCAGAAUGAAGAAUUUCAACAGCUGCUGAUAUUCUUGCCUGAAACCAAACAGAUCCGAUUGUUUUAUUGUUUAGAAGUCUUUAUCUCAGAAACCUGAAACCACCAAGCAUUUUCUCAAUCAGCAUGUGCAUUAAUAACAAUAGUAAUGAUAUAAUCAUAAUAAUUAUUAUUAUUCUGUGUUGAUUCUUUGUCUUCACAGGAAAAAUGUUUUAAAUUAACUGAUUGAUUUUAUGUCUGUUUCAUAUUACAGUUGUUUACAUAAUUAUCUAUAAAAUCAAAAUAAAUAUAUGUUGAGUAUUUACUGUGUAACGUCCCCAAACACCGGGGCGUGGACCGGCAAAUGUCCGUGUGCUGCUCAGUAAUGGGUCGCAGACGGCUCAGAUUCUCUGAUUCAAUAAAUAAUUUCCUAUUUGUUCAAA
Messenger RNA from Gambusia affinis (western mosquitofish), 2178 nucleotides. RefSeq names its product transmembrane protease serine 9-like. The record is from RefSeq and is a predicted model, not a curated record. Gene Ontology annotation, biological process: proteolysis. The transcript is spliced from 7 exons. Gene Ontology annotation, molecular function: serine-type endopeptidase activity. NCBI's taxonomy places the organism in Eukaryota, Metazoa, Chordata, Actinopteri, Cyprinodontiformes, Poeciliidae. The annotation marks the transcript as partial.